Paramecium tetraurelia is the source of this 1107-nucleotide messenger RNA. RefSeq lists its product as uncharacterized. Lineage: Eukaryota; Ciliophora; Oligohymenophorea; Peniculida; Parameciidae. The transcript has 2 exons. The record is from RefSeq and is a predicted model, not a curated record.
AUGUCAAGCCAAGACGGAUGUACUUAUCCAUUAAUUGAAUUGAUAUUAUCUGUCGCUGGAUUAAUAUGUUGCAUCGCUAUGAUGAUCAUAUACUUUAAAUCAGAUAAUUUUAAAUUAUUUUCAUAUACCAUACAACUUUACAUUUUAUUAGGAGCAAGCCUCUAUACAUUAUUAGAUUUUACUUUCAAUGUAUUUUAAUUUUCAAUUUGCCAUACUUUUGAACUAAAAUACAUAUUAGAAAAAUCAAUUUGUUAAAUUACAUCUUAUAUUUCUGUAUAUGGAGUUAUGAAUGUGGUAAGUUGGCAAACUGUCCUAAUAAAAAUUGCAAAAGAAGCCAUACUCUAUAAGAAAUAAGAAUAAUUAUCAGUUCAUGUAAAGUUAUGUAAUAUCUAGCUAAAUUUGAUCGCGUUUGCAUUUUUUUUCCCAAUUAUUUGUACAAUUUUACCAUAAUUAAGUUCUAGUAAGAAAUAAUCUAAAGGAGAAUCAACGGAUUAAAACUAUGAUGACUUUAUAUAUGGACUUUUUGAUAAUGUCUGUUGGUUAUAAUAUAACUUUACAAUCACUUAAAGCAACCCUUGCAAUUCAAAUAGCGUAUCAGAACCUGAGUCUAAUUUAUAAAACUUAUAAACGAGUCUUUCUAGAACGAUUGUAACAUUAAGUUUACUUUGCUUCUUUUUACCAAUUAUUUUUCAAUCAAUUAUACAAUUAACAGAUUUAAGAAGCAUUAGCAAAAAAAUAGAAGCUAUGAAAAUAAAUAAAGAAAUUUUUAAAGGACAUGAAAAUCAUAUUAAUGCCAUCAAAGGGUUAUACUUAGUUCCUUAUUUUAUUCUCUUAACUUGCGUUGUACCAGCUUUUUUAUUUUUUCUAGAAUAUUUUCAUAGACCUGCUUAAGAUUCUACUCUUGUUAUAUUUUAAAUUUGCAAAGCUCUACUCAGUUGCUUAGGACUUCUCAUUUUUGUGAUGUUUCUACAAAAUGCUCACAUAAAAUUGGUUGUUUCUCAAAUGUUUAAGAUGAAAGAAAAAUCAAUUUAUGAUUUUUAAAUUGAUCUGUUUUCUGGUUUAGAGGAAUUUGACCUUAAAAAAAGUGAUGUUAAUAAAUAAGAGUGA